This is a messenger RNA of Monodelphis domestica (gray short-tailed opossum), 945 nucleotides long. RefSeq names its product olfactory receptor 5D14-like. The record is from RefSeq and is a predicted model, not a curated record. NCBI's taxonomy places the organism in Eukaryota, Metazoa, Chordata, Mammalia, Didelphimorphia, Didelphidae. Gene Ontology annotation, molecular function: olfactory receptor activity; G protein-coupled receptor activity. Gene Ontology annotation, cellular component: membrane. Gene Ontology annotation, biological process: G protein-coupled receptor signaling pathway.
AUGCUGAACACUGACUACAAUAAGAGUUCUGUGAUCACAUUUAUGCUCUUAGGAUUCACAGAUUAUCCAGAACUCCAGGUACCCCUUUUCCUGGUGUUCUUGGCCAUGUAUGUCAUCACAACUGUGGGAAACUUAGGCAUGAUCUUAAUAAUCAGAAUUAACCCCAAAUUUCAUACCCCCAUGUACUAUUUCCUUAGCCAUUUAUCCUUUGUUGAUUUCUGUUACUCUUCCAUUGUCACACCCAAGUUGUUGGAGAAUUUAGUUAUGGAUGAUAAAAGAAUUUUUUACUCCAGUUGCAUGCUACAAUAUUUCUUGUCUUGUACCGCAGUGGUGACAGAGUCCUUCCUACUGGCUGUGAUGGCCUAUGACCGCUUUGUAGCAAUUUGUAAUCCUCUGCUCUACACAGUCAUCAUGUCUCAGAAGCUUUGUGGCUUCUUGGUGGCUGCAUCCUAUCUCUGGGGCAUGUUUGGGCCCUUUGUACUCCUUUGUUUUGCCCUACAAUUAACCUUCACUGGCUAUAGAAUCAUCAACCACUUUUUCUGUGAAUAUACGGCUCUUAUUUCUGUCUCCUCCUCAGAUAUCCAUAUCCCACAUUUAUUGCUCUUUGGUUUUGCAACAUUCAAUGAGGUGAGUACCCUCAUCAUCAUUCUUGCUUCUUAUGCUUUCAUUUUUGUCACUAUCCUAAAGAUGAAUUCAACAAGUGGAAGACGUAAAGCCUUUUCCACUUGUGCCUCUCACCUGACAGCCAUCACCAUCUUCCAUGGGACCAUCCUUUCUCUGUACUGUGUGCCCAAUUCCAAGAACUCAAGGCACACAGUCAAAGUUGCAUCUGUCUUUUAUACAGUGGUGAACCCCAUGUUGAACCCUCUCAUUUACAGUUUGAGGAACAAAGAUGUAAAGGAGGCCUUCAGGAAACUGAUAUUCAGAAAUACCUUUUCCCAAUGA